Molecule: messenger RNA, 1257 nt
Organism: Candida dubliniensis CD36
Lineage: Eukaryota; Fungi; Ascomycota; Pichiomycetes; Serinales; Debaryomycetaceae
Exons: 1
Coding region: 1-1257 (418 amino acids)
Cellular component (GO): cytoplasm
Molecular function (GO): protein binding
Source: RefSeq, a predicted model, not a curated record
AUGAUUCUAUUUCAGUUACCCGUUGAAUUAAUUCAAAAAGUUCUCAGUAAAUUGUCAAAUAAGGAAUUGCAGCAUUACUUUAACAUUGAAGGGUUAUUGGCAACAACCACAGACCAAAUAACCAACAGUUCCUAUUUGCCUAUAAGACUUAUCGCAUUAUCAGUUUACUUUUACAACAAAUCAGUUAUCAUCUCAAAUACUGUUGGCGAGCAUUAUAAACAUGUUCAAAAACAUAAUACUGAUAUUUAUGUUUCCCUAGAUCAUUUGCAAUCACUUUCCAUAAACAAUUUCAUCAUUAGACCAAGACAAAUUUUUAUCUAUAUUACUGAUGAUACCGAUCAAAAUUCAUGUGGUUGUCCACUAAAUCUUUCACAUAUAAGCUUUAUACAUAAACUAAGUCAAUUAUUACCUGUCAUGAUGAGUCAAUACUGUUAUCGCUCCGACACCAAAGUCAAUCUUUCCAUAAGUUUAUCCACCACUGAAGAUUUAAACUCUUUAUAUGACUUAUUGCAUACCAUUAAAACAUUUCAAAAGCUAUCGAUCAAAUAUACAGCUAAGGAAACUUUAGAUAUAGCCAGUGAACCACUCCAAGAUUUGCAGAUUGACACAUUGGAAUUGCAAUUCUUCAAUCAAUACAGGUUGAUUGACAAUUUACAAGCAAACAACAAUCAGCUUUUAAGUAUUAAUCACUUGCAGUUAAGUUACAACCUGAUAAGCAGCUUGUAUUUUUUCCCAUGUUAUUCCAAUUUAAAAUCAUUGAACUUAUCUAACAAUAACCUUGUUUGUAUAAACAACCAUAACUUUAAUUGGGGGAACCUAUAUAAUUUGGAAGUGCUAGAUUUGUCAAACAAUAACAUUAUUGAAAUAAAUUUAACCAACAGAAGAAACACCAGAAACUAUAAAUUGAGGUCACUAAAUUUGUCAACCAACAAUUUAAGAACGUUGCCAAAUUUCCAACAGUGCAAAUUCUUUGAAAAUUUGCAAGAUCUAAACUUGUCAAGAAACGCAAUAACACAGUUGUCUAUUAAAUCUUUCCCCAAUUAUUUGGAAACAUUGUGGCUUAAAGGUAAUUAUUUGUCGCAAUUGAUUGAUGAACUAAAUGGUGAAGUCUUUCCUAAAUUGUUGCAAUUUUUGGACUUAACGUAUUGUAAAAUUAUAUCUCUCGAUAGAGAUUAUCGAUACCAGGCUACAGUUAUCGAAAAAUUGAUCCUGGUUGAAAAACUAAACAAUUUAAAAGUGCUUCAGUUAGAAUUCUAA